Molecule: messenger RNA, 1808 nt
Organism: Tachyglossus aculeatus (Australian echidna)
Lineage: Eukaryota; Metazoa; Chordata; Mammalia; Monotremata; Tachyglossidae
Exons: 4
Coding region: 426-932 (168 amino acids)
Source: RefSeq, a predicted model, not a curated record
AAUAAAUACGAUUGAUGAUGAUGAUAAUGAUCCCCCAUGGGCACCUGUGUGGGAGUUAGAGAAAGAAGUAUUUACUAAGUGCUUGUGAAAGCACAAUAGCAUUGGUAGAUAUGAUCCCUGCCUUCAGAGAGCUUAGAAGCUAGCAGGAAAGAGAAAUACUUUAGAUUAAAUUACUGGUAGAGGAAUUGCUUCAAGUUUACCAAUGUGGACGUUACUGCUGUGGUAAAGGUGGAGAAGAGAGUAAGGUUUUAGGAUUAUGGAUUUAACUGCAGAGGUGACACAGAAGCGAGUUGAGGGUGGCAAGAUGAACGAUUAGUCAGGGCAGGGUUCCUGGAGGAGAUGUAGACUGUAAACUCGUUGUGGCCAGGAAAAGUGUUUCUCAUAUUGUUGGGUUGUAUUCUCCCAAUCGCUUAGUACAGUGCUCCAUGAACUUGACCCGCCUGGCCGACUGGUAUGUCCAGAGAGCUGCAGAAUUCAUCCGCUGGGCAAGGGAGCGAGGUGCCCCAUUCCUGCUCUAUCUGGCCCCGGCUGCCAGGCACAUCCCGCUGCCCACAGCCCCGGGGGGGUGGCUGGGCUGGAUCCCUACCGUGCCAGACUGCGGGCGCUGGACAGGAUGCUCGGCCACAUCAAGGACCAUGUGGAUGCGGCAGGGCGAGGGACCACCUUGCUCUGGUUCUCAGGGGACAGUGGCCCUUGGGCUCGGAAGUGCCAGCUGUCUGGGAGUGUGGGACCGUUCCUGGGAGCCUGGAAAACACAUCAAGAUGGCUGCCGCAUCGAUCCUGGUGCUCACCCCAUCCUGCCUCGGCUACCACGUCGGCUCCCUCGCUGACCUUCCUGCCAUCUGUCUCUCCCGACUAGGGUCCACACCUCACUCUGCUGCUGGGGUCAUUUUUGUACAAAACUGUUGGGUCCACAUUUCCCCCACUCGUUAAGAACCUUCAGUGGUUACCGUUCCACUCUGCUUGAAACCAAACUCCUUCUCCCUGGAUUUAAGGCAUUCUGUCGGCUCAUCCCCUUGUUUCCUCCUACGACCCACCACGCUCACUUUGCUCCUCUAAUGCCAACCUAUUCUCCGUAUCUCCAGCUCGUCUAGCUCCCGUCCGACCCCUCAAGUCCAUCCUUCUCCUGGCGUGGAACCCACUCCCCCUUCAUCGCUGACGCAUGAUUCCUCUCCCCAUUUUUUAACCAUUAGAAUUCCAUCUCCUCCAAGAGGUCUUCCCCUAUCGAGCCCUCCCUUCUGCUUGCUGCCCCUUCUCGCUUUUGAGUUGUCUUCCCCCUUGGAUCUGUACCCUUGAUUCACCAAACUCUCAGCCUCAAAGCACUUAGUUAUGUAACUGUAAUUUAUUUUAAUUCCUGUGUCCCCAUCUAGCUGCUCAAGUCAUGGGUAGGGAACGGGUCUACCCACUCUCCCAAGCACUUAAUGUGUUUUUAUUGCACACAGUGAGCACUCAAAUGCGAUUGAUUAUAUGGCCCGGUAAAUUUACACUAGGGCUCGAUACAAAGUAAGUGGUUAAAGAUUAAUAUGUCACCUUGCUUAAUGAUAUUAUUCAUCCUCCCUGGGCUUCAGUGAGAUUGAAUGGGCAAUAUUUCAGAUCACGUGGGUUGGUGUUCUUGAAGAAGCUCGUGCUGUGAAGGUGUUGUUAGUCAGCGAUUGAAUUAGUGGGUCAGUGGGUGGGUGGUUCAGAGAUGCCUCCCUAUCGACCUCCUUGAAAAACAGGUUUGUUACAGUCCCUCACUUACGGUCACUGCUUAGUCCAGUGCUUUGCACACAGUUGGUGCUCAAUAAAUUAAAUGGAUGCAUUGUGUCA